GGCCGUCGACCGGUUCAACAGGUUUCCGUUACCACGGCGAUCCGGUGCCAACGUCGUGCCGGUCGCGUUAUCGAUCAAUUCGCCGCGCCCAACAUCAGAACCGCGCGGUCGGCGCUGAUAAGAAAUAUAUUUUAUCAACAUUAUCGUUAUUAUUAUUGUUAUUAUUCUGAAUUUUUUUUCCUCCAAUCUUUAUUUGCGCGCCGACUGCCGACGUCGGUUUGUUGUUGUGCAAUAGCCGCGCGUACACGGCCGCGGCGGCAUUCGAUUCGAGACGUUAUCGAGUUUUUCACGGCUGAUUUUUUUUGGUUUUUUUUCUCUCAAUCGAUUUCGCAGUACUCUUGCACGCCGUCGCGUGAAAACUCACGAUACGCCCGUCCGGUAAUCGCGGCGACGACGACUGUAGCACAAUAAUAUCCGAUGGAACGGUUCGACGACGAGAAUUCAUAAUUCCAUAACAAACACGUCGGCUCGUCAUCGUCAUCAUCACGAGGCAGGUACGUGUUCGGUUUACACAGCGAUUAAAUUAUGCACCGUCCGGGUGUCUGGCGAUAUUAAAACCCGACGAGCCUCGUCAAAACGAAACGCGCCGGGGCCGCGUCCUCCGGUUUUUCCGUUUUCCCCUGCCCCGACUUUCUGCCGUCCGCCGACCCUUCACAAAAGUCCGCGCAUUUUUAUUUUUAAACUUUCGUGGACAUCCGGCGGUUUUUCUCGACCGUCUGCUGCCCUCUUCUUACCCGCCGCCACUGUUUACCAGUAUAAUAAUAACCGAUGUGUUGUCCGGCCGCUUAUCAGCUCGUCUGCGGUCUCGAAACCGGUUCACUCGCACUCCGAUAUAGAUAAAUAAUACUGCGUUUUCGCGAUAAUUCAAAUCGAUAAUCGGCGGUUAGUCAUGAAAACGAUAACCAAAAAUGGGAAUGUAUAUCUUUUGUUCGCCUCUUAUCUACGCGUUUCGUUCGCGGUUGACGAACCGUCUAAAGUACUUCGGUGCACAGUGACGGUAGAUAUUUGAAAAAUACGAAUUCGGGUUUCGUACGAAAUUCAUUAUACUCGGCCGCCUCUCGGCAAUCUCAACAGCCCCCAAUAUAUAUAAUUUAGCGCAAAUAUUUUAACAAUAAUAUAGUAUUUUUCAACAUUUUGUAUUUCCCAUAAUAAUUUAUUGUAGGUAUUGUCGUAUUGACAAUUAAACGGAGUUUUUUUUUCUCUUUCUUUCUCUGUAUCACUGAUCGUGAACAUUGAACUUUUCGCAACUGGUUAAAAAGUGCAUGGUCAGAAAUUAAAUUACCAAUACUGUUAUUGUUUCUAUUCUUAUGAUAUUACUCGCGUUUUAAAAAGUAGAUUUUUUUACGCUACGAAUCUACAAUUCGGUGUGAACAUUUUUUUCUUUUAAUGAAAAUAACAAUUAUUUUAAAUCUGGGUAACACCCCGGGUUCCAAUCUGGUUACCACUGAAUUGACAGUAUAAAAAUAUCCAUCUCGAUAUCCAGUUAUUUUACAAAUUUUAGUAUUAUUCAAUGUUAUAAAAAUAUUAUUUUAAUUGAAUACAUUUUAGAAAAAUCUUUAUGGAUCAUCAAUUUAUUACUGCAUUGUAUUUACUGACAUACUUAGUUGUUUACAUUUGAAUAUAUUAAAAAUUAAACAGCUAUAAAAGAAAAAAAAAACAGGUAGUUAUUUAAUUGUUUACUAAGCAAAUUCAAAUUGCCUUAAACUUCUGAAAUAAAUAAUACCACCUUUGUUAAAACACAUUUCUAUCUAAUAAAAACCUUAUAUUUGACAUUUGUCUGUUGAAACUCUAUUUUAAUUGAUAUGUAAUUUAGUUAAUAAAUUAUUCUGUUAUUUACUAUGGCAAUAAGUUAGGUAUCUACUUAUAUAAUUUAUUAAUUAUUCUAGAUUUUGUAACUGAAUUAAUUUAUUUGGCAUAUUGCCAACGUUAUUAAACUACACCUAUAUAGUGACCAAUAUACACUCUUAGAACGGUAUUCUAGUGUUUUAAUGACAAGUUUGUUUAUAGGUUUAAUUCUUUAAUUUUUGUUUUCGUUCAAAAUUUGAUUGUGUAAAAUUAUGCAUAAUUUACUUUCAGAACAUGAAGUUGGCUCAUUAACUUGAUGAUAAUAUGGAGAAUACUGUACCUAUAGUUAUUUUGUACAGCUAAAUUUAAUGGUUAUUGAAGUUACUUAACUAUUCCAUAUUAUCAUAAAUUAUAAUACCUAUUUAAAGAAUAAAUACCCUUUUUGUUUGCUAUUCACACUAAAUUGGUUAUAAAAAUAACUAACUUGCUUUCAGUGUGUUACUUUUGUAUCCAAUAUAUUUUUUAUAUACCGAUUUAAGUCUAAUUCAAAAUUCAAUUUUUGUAAUGUCCGUCUGAUUUAUUAUCGGAUAAUUGAUUUCGUUUUUCUGUUUCAGCGUAUAUUCAAUUAAAAAAAGAAUAAUGAUUUGUAUUGGUACAAUUAUUUGUGUUUGUAGAAUGACAUACUAUUAUUAUAUUACAGUAUAUCAGCACUACCUACUUUUGUUAUAAUCUCUAACAAAAUUAGAUAAGGAUUCGGUUGUAAAAAAAUUAUUUUUCAUGUUUAUUUUAAAAUAUCGGUUCUAUCACUUUAAUUUAAAAUUGUGUUUAUGUUUAGGAAAUCAAAACAUGGACGAUCAGAAUCAUAGAAGUCUCUACGCUGUGGUAAGAAAUAUUUUUAAUUAAAUAAUUAUUUACCUAUAAUAUGACUAAUAGGUACUUACAUACUAUAUUAAAUAAUAAAUUGUAGCUUAAGUUUUGAAUUUUAAAAGUCCUAUUAAACCUACCACACCCUUACCUGCCUAUUUAUUAAGAAUUUAUAAAAUAUUUUUAAUACCUAAUAUUUAUUAAUUUACUAUUAAAAUCAAUAUAAAUAAGUUUAAUAGUCUUCCUGUUGUAUUGUAAUGAAAUGCUAGAUAGCGAAUAACAAUUAUAAAAGUCCUUGAAAGUUUGUUUAAAACAAGAUCAUAUGUUUGAAUAAGUGAAUUAUUAUUUGACUGUUUGUAUUGGUUUGUGUAUAGUGAGACAGGUGAAAAUAAUAUUAAAUCUAUAUAUUUAAGUAGCUGCUAAAUACAUCAUUCAAUGAUUCAAAAUUAUUUGUCGGUGAAUUAAAUGUCUAUGUAGGUACCUACAUUUCUAAAACGUUUAAUAGCAAAAGUAUUAAUCAAUUGUAUGCACUAAUAAAGUUAUUUUAUUUGUUUUGUAUUACCUACUUAUUUUCUAAAAAACAAAAUUUCUAAUUAUUCGCACCGUCUAGUAGUAUGAAUAUUUAUUUUUGAACCAUUUUAUGUAUAUAUACAUUGCAACAAUAAGCACACAUCUAGAAUAUCAAACAAAUAUUUCCAUGUGACAAUCAAUCAAAUGGUUACUAAUAUACAUUAUUGUAGUUAAGUAUUUAUUUGUUAAAUAUUAUCAUUGUAUAUACUAUUUUACUAAUAUCUAUUAAUAUACGUGUGCAUUAACAUAUGCAUGUUCUGAAAAUAAUUAUUAUAAACCAGUUUUAUGUUAUAUUAUUAUGUUUGUUUUAAAUUUUUAUUAAUUUAUCUACUUGAUUAAAUACAAUUUAUUAAAAGUAUGUAUAUUUUACAUUUCUUUCAUAUUAAGGGUAUUACACAAUAUUAUCAGACAAUUUAAUAAUAAAAUUAUAAAGAAAACAUAGUGCAUAUCCGUGUUAAAUGUUAUUCUAUUUGUAUUUAUUACAAUAAAGGUGUUUUUAUAUUUAUGGUUAUAACCAAUGAGAGAAACUAACAACACUGUUUCCAUAUAAAACUAAAAAAAAAAAGUAAUAAUUUCCAAUAGCUGUAAAUAAUUAAACAAAUGUCGGAAAUCAGAACUAUAACUACUUCUCAAAAAUCCUGAGUAAAGUAUUUGGUGAAAAUGCUUACGAUUAAUUUUCAAUGAAUUACAUUCAAAAAUAAAAACCGUCAGAACCGUUUGUUCCGUUAUAUUUUCAUUUUUUCGGUUUUCCCAUAUUAGACAAUUACGAAGAAAAUCAAAAAAAUGACCUCGCAAUGCACUAACUAAACAAAAUUUUUAACCAGAAUACACCCAUGAAAUUUGUUUAGGUGAUAAUCGGUUAUUUGAAGUAAGUAUUCCGGUUGAAAACGUACUUGCAGACAGAAUAAAAAAAUCUUACAUAGUAAAUUAGAAAUACAUUUCUAUCGCUUUAAUCAGAAUUUUAUACAAGAAAGCCUUAUUUAUCUACCUACUUCAGGGUUUUUAAACUCAAACUUUUAAUGAUAUCGAAAUUAGAAUGUUUAUAAAAUUUAACGAAAACAUUUUGAAAUGUUUUUAAAUUACCGAGUCAGAAAACCUCAACAGAAGAUUUAAUUUAUAAUUGCAAAUCAAUCUGUUAUUUGUAAAUAUUGCUAAUUCGAUCUAGGAUUAUAGAAUUUUGAAAAUUUUGAAAAGUUGUUAUUUAUAUAUUUUUAGAAGAUAGGAACGUGGUUUAAAUUAGGUUCGUAGACAUUUUGAAUUUAACUCGAAUCUAUCUGCAAUUAGUUAUAUUUUAAAACUUGAAAAAAAUAUAUCAAAAACUAUCACGACGAAGAAUUUAAUUUACGAAUUCGGCGAAUCUGGAUAUAUUAUUAAAAAAAUAACUUCGUGGAAUUACGCGUUAUAUUAUAUCUACAAUAUUACGACGAAUAGUUGACUUUUUUAAAAUAAAGGUCCCCAAAGGGGGUGGGAGGGGUAUAUUCUGACCUGCAAGGGAUCCAUAUUAAUGAAAACAAAAAUUGUGGGUGUAUGAGAUGUAAAUAGAUGUCAACAAGAGGUAUUAAGUAAAAGCCCGCGUGCAUUUAUACGAUUAAUACGCCUCAAAAAAAACGUCUGGGAACCUCUGGUUUAAAAUAUACAGUGCCGGAUUAUUUUCGCCGGCGGUUAUAUUAUAGCGUAAUAAACACCUAUUAUACGCAUUAAAUUAAGAAAAAAAGCUUUGGGUACUUACUCGCGACUUCAAUGUCGGCGAAAUCUUCUCGAUUUGUACUCGGGGCGGCGGCGUGCUGCUGUCGCAAUUUUACGAUCCCACGCGAAUCGAUUUUCCUGACGCCACGGCUCGUACGGGCGAAUUGACGAUUGUCCUCGGAUCCUAAAUUCAAUUAAAAAACUCUCGAUUUAGUUUCCGCGACGUUAUUGAAUUAUAAUAAUGAGUGAAUAUUUAAACGGGUGGUGGGAGGGGGGAAUAAAUAAUGAAUACGUAGGUGGUACGCGAAGAAACUGCGUUUGGUCGAAAAAAGAUUACGUGGUGCGAAUGUACUAACGUCGUGGACUGUCAGGUGUUAGGUAAUGGCUUUUUUUUUUCUUCCGUCGUUUCUGACGCGGUGUACAAGUAUGUUAAUUUGUUGUUUUUUUAUUUUUUUUUCAUCCGUACGCUCGGUAUUUUUGUGCGUAUAUUUUUCCGUAUACAAAUAAGGAAAAAAAAUAUUGGCCAAGUAUAUAGUGUGUACUAUGAAACGCGACACCGUAUUUCGAUUAUAUAUAAAAAAAUAAGAGAAGGCUGGCCGCGCGAAAAGCUCUUCGCUCCGUUAAUCUGCUUAUACCUUACACAGUCAUUUAAUCCGACUGUACACGGCAUUUUUUUUUUUUAUUCCUUCUAAUUUUCUCUAAACCCGUAUCGUAUUAUUACGGGGUACCUACCUGCUAAUGACCCGGUUAAUAAUCACGGUUCAGCUUGUUUUGCAUAUAGUCGCGGUUAUCGCGUUUCUCGUAUUAUGUGAACGCGCUGCACCGUCCAAGCAGUCGGUGGUCGCAAACCGUCUUGACAAUUAUUGCGUUAUAACUCGUUAUGUAUUAUAUUUGUGUACAGGGUGUUCGAAUAUCCUGUACACACUUUUACAUUAUGUUGACAUAACGCGAGACACUCCUUGUACCGGAAAGUAAUGGCAUUUUUUUUUUUUUUUUUGGAAAAUUUAAGAGACAAUAGUAGCACCGAAAUGCCGUGUUUCCGUUAUUUUUAGUCGCUCUUAUUUUAGAGAUACGUACUUACUUUUGUUUUUCGAAUAGGAAUGUACAUCGCAAAACAUAUUUCAUAAAUGGAGUUUUAGUUUACAUACGCAUUUUGACGUCGACAUUUUUGAUUUUCGUCAACCCGUCGCGACGAGAUAUUCCGAUUUCGAGUUGGCCGCUAGGGGGACAGUUGUAGUACACUGCCUACACUUAAACGUCGUGAUACUAUAAUUAUGCUCCACCGGGGUGUCGAAAUCAGGGAGGAUGUUUUUGGGUGGUUAGACACCCCUCCCUACAUCCGUGUUUAGGUAAUUUUUUUCAUGGAGACGUGUGACACCGCCCUUCGAAAAAUCCUGAUCGCGGCCGCUGUCAGCUCCACUAUUAUAUACUCUCCUAUACUACCCGAAUCUUAAAAGGGGAAUAUCUCUCAACGUGCCGUUCGAAAAUCAAAAGUCUUCGACGGUCUCACCGUCCCCUUCCCCCCAAAAAACCCCGAGAGCGAUGAAAAACGACGGUGAUGUAACGGGUUUUACUUUCUUUUUUUUUUUCUGUAAGACUGCCCGUGUGGUCUCCGCGGACGUUCUGAAAAACGAAAAAGCCGAUAAUUUACAAUAAUCGUUGAGCGCGUGUUACGUUUCGAUCGCCCCGUAUAAAUUAUUAUUAUCGUAAUGGACCGAGAGGCGAGUUUUCGGUACGCGCAAUCCGUUUCAGCAGUCGUCACCGCGACGAGUGUGUGUGCGUGUUGUCCGUUCGUCCGCGCUCUGGAAAUACGCGUUUUUUUUACACCCAAUACAAUAAACCAGGGAACCUGGUCGUUUUUUAAUUGGUAUAAGGAUUUUUCGUUUUUUUUUUGUCGAACGUGUACGGUGUUUUUUUUCCUUCCCGGCCCCCCGUUUCACUCGCGAACGCCGUUUAAUAUUUUUUCGAAAAAAAAAAAAAAAAUAUGUCCUAACUAUCACACAAUAUUAUAAACGGUUUUUAGAUCAUUGUUUAUUUUUUUACGCCUUUAAAUAUACCGAAUUUUAUCCGCGUUUUCUCGAACGGACGACCAAAACGGCUCGAUCUCCGCGUGUCAAUAUUAUUGUAGACGACGUCUAAUUCACGCGCGUAUCGUACUCGAAAGUUUUCGUAAACGAUUCGGUUUAAUACGAAAAGCUCGCGAUAAUAUUUCAACGGUCGCGGUCGAUAAACGCGACUCCCGAUUCCCGCGACACGAUAUUUUUAACGGACGCGCGCUCAGAAUUCAAAUAAUCGCACGAUAACUGCGUCUUCCUCUUGUACACCCGACACGUUCGACAAUUAUUGCGCGACAUGUCACGACGAAUCGGGAACAUCGGGCACGUAAAAAACGCCGAAUCCCAACAAGUGCCGGUUGCUCGUGUUUUGCAUGUCGGUUAGACGCGGUUAACCCGUUGCAUAUUGUUACAGUAUACGCAAUAUAUUAUUGGACGGUUUCAGUAACGUAAUAAACGUAUACCUGCGUGGUUAUAAAAAAAAAAAAAACCAAACCAAAUCAAAUUGUAAUUUUUUGUUCGCGCCUUUUAAUCGACGAUAAUGUUAUUUAUUUUUGUUUUGCCGGCCGAUUGAUUCGUCGAAUUUAUAUGUAUACUAUUAGCCUACCGCCGUGCCGGAAAACAAUGUUUACCUUCGGUAUCGUCACGGCUUCAAAACAAUAAUCUACUUUUCGCGUUUAAAACGAUUAACUCUUGUUGUACAAUCAAAAAAAUAAAAUAAAUCGUCGCAAUUAUGGCUCCGCGAAAAUACGGCCCGUCAUCAAAACCGCUCGACGACGAACUCGUCCGCCGUUUUCAGCAUUGGAGAUCCGCGCCGGAAUACAAAGCCUGCUACACCCCCGUAAGUUUUAUUCGUACCUAUCGCGGCAUAUUGUACGUGUAUAGUAGUUGUAUAGAAACGUGGGUAUAUUUUUAAGGGUUUGGCCGUUGAUUCGGCGCCCGGAAAGUUUCUUUUGAAAACGAACCGCGGUUCCCGCGUCGAAACGGAACCGUGUAUAAUUUCCACGUCCGGACGCGUCCCUAAUAAAAGACCGUUUUUCGUUUCACGAAUCAUUGGUAUUUGUACUUGUUUUUUUUUUUUUUUAUUACAUGUUAAUAUACGUAUGUUAUCGAAUCCCGCGGACGCCCAAACGCGUUUAGGGGAUCAUUAAAAUUGUAGACAGACCACGUCAACGAAAAACACUCGUUAUAGUGACCCUCCGACAAACGCACGAAAUUCCAAUAUGAUCCUUCUGAUCCGUUUCUUCCCGAGCGUUGGCUCAUCACCGUGCGUAUUAUUGUUAUUCUUAUUUAUUAAAUCUUGGCGUUUAUUUUUUUCAUUCUCUUAUAUAAUGUAGUAUUUUUUAUUAUUUUUUUUUUUUUUUUACACUUAAUCGGCAUUCCGAUAUCCUACCGCAGAUGAUGAUGAUAGGUGUACGUAUACCCGAAUGUCGCACGGGCCAAGGCCGACGAAUCAAGGUUCGUUCGUUUACUAUACCCGUACCUAUUAGAUUAUGUUCAUAUUUUUUUAUUUUCACGAUUUAUAUGGAAACACACUGCAAUAAUUCUUGCGUAUAUACAGAAUUGUUAUUAUGUACAGGAUAUGUAUUAUAUUCGUAUAUUGUCUUAAAAAAAAAAAAAACUAUAAAUUAUUAUCCGAGUGUCUAUAUAAUACUUAUGGUACUUAUGUGUAUAUGGUACUUAUGUAGUAUUUUUGUAUCUAUAGAAUUAACAAAAAUUCCCGGAUACGAUGAGAUUAUAAUUUUAUCGGGGUUUUUUUUUUCUCCGGUUCGAUCCAAUAAAAUUGACGUCGUGUCGAAGAUCUUCGUUAUUUGUUCGCGAUAUGCGUUACAUAGGUAAUCGAAUAAUGCGAAAAAAAAAACAUAAAAAAAAAAAACGGUCGUAUACUUCUAUACGUAAAAAUUAACUUCUUGUUAUAUAAUAAUCUGCAGUAUCUAUGUAUAUAGGUGACUCGUGUCACCGUUCCUAAUCCUAUUUUGAAUUGUGUACGGAAUCCGUUUCAGUUUUUUUAUAACAAUGUGUAGGUAUACUCGUAUCACGUGCAGUCUGUACGCGAUGGGUACUUGUUUCUUUUCGUGUUAGAAAAACAGAAAAGAACACCGAAUAUUGUGGGAAAAAAAACUAAUAACAAUAUUGUGUUUAUUCAUAUUUCUUAAAAAAAUGCAUGGUUUCCGUGAAUGCGAUUUAUGCACUAAAAAAAAAAAUUAUAACAAAAUCCGUUCGUCGUUAUAAAAAAAUAGAUAUACUAAUUGCCUGCCAAGAGUUUGCAUAAAAUAAAAAUUAAAAAUACGUGGUCUAAACGUCGUCGGACGCUGUAUUAUAAUAUAGGUAUAAGAAUAUAUCUAUAUAAAUUAUAAAUCGUUUCAGUGGCGUAAUUCUGAUUGUUUUUUUCUGAAGAGGGGCAUGGAUAAUUUGUUAGGUUAACGUCGUGUGAGGCCUCCCCUCCUACAGAUUUGUUUUAAAUUCCGAGUGUAACGAAGAAGUUAUUCGUUUUACUAAGACGUGUUUUUUUUCCUUUCUGAGAAAACUUUUUCAGUUGGCAAAAUUGACCCUUUCUUUUCGUGCCGUACCAUGAAAGAUUCGAAUUUUUCAGUACUGACAGUACUUUGUUCGAACAAAUUUUCGAAAUUUACUUUUGAUUUUUAUUCUAAAAACACUUUUUCGGUGAGGGAAUAUUCCGGCUUUUUCACGCAGUAUAGGCACCCUAAAGGACACACUUUUUUAAAUUUUCAAAAGUUUACUCCUAUGGCUUUUUUCUCGGGUAUUACUUUUUCAGGUGUUAAGCAUAAUAAUUCGCAUCAUACAUGCCUUAAAAGAUGCGGAUUUUUCGCCCGGCGAUACUAUUUAUAUAUGUAUUUGAAAUACAAAGUAUAUGUUAUACCUUUUCCAAAUAGGUUUACUAAGGCGCAUUACACAACAUUAAAAAAAGACUCUGGGAGUGGAUUUAUCCGACCUUCAUAACUACGCCACUGGAUCGUUAAUCGUCCGCGUUUUUUUUUUCUUUACGUCGCGGCUUUUGUCCGAUACGAAAUUAUGUUCAUUAAAUUGUACUUGUAAUAUACCGGACGCAUAACGCGAGUAUAUUUGCAUACAAUUUAAACAACGCGCGUAUAUUAGACUGAUGUUUGUUUUGCAAACGUGUAAGGACUAUAAUAGUAAAUAAAAAAUAGAUAGUAGUAUAUAAGAAUAUGGUACGUAAACUGUUUUCCACGUGAAUAAACAAUCGAAUCGAAUAUAACUUUUGUUCGCCGACGAAGUAUUGUUUUAAAUUCUGAGCGAAGCGAGGAAUAUAUUAUUACCUAGUUUUACCAUAAUGUUUUUUUUUUUUUUUUUUAUGCGUGUUUCAAUCAAAAACUUUAUAGGUUGGUGCAUUUAGGAGGUAAUUUUUUGAUUUUUCGUGUAAUUUCCUUAAUAAAUUAGAGGAAAAACUGGACAUUAUGUGUUUACGAUUUGUUAACUACUGGGUAACCUUGGCAACAGGGGGAAAAAAUACCGCUCAUAAUUCUCCACCUAGAAUCGUUGUUUGUCAGCAAUAGUUUAUCGUUGCGUACAAAUAUGAAUUAUAUUGCCUUUAUCCUCUUCCAUCCAAUUCCCUCCUAAAACAGUGGCACACCCAUCAGCAGUCUCAACCUUUAUUUUUUUUUUUGAUGGCGGUAGUAUUUUAAUAUUAUUUAAUAUAUUAAGAGUUACAGUCAUAUCGUAAUAAUAUUAUGUCGAAAACGAGUUUUGAUAUAUUUAGAUUCUGAGAAAACGUAUAUUAUUUUUACAGUAACAUUUAUUACGACGUAGGUUUUUGCCCGUUUCCGACCUCGGAAUACUCGCUCCGAUCUUCGACUUCGGGAUGGUUUCUGAAAGAUUUUGAAGUAAAAAAAAGUCGAAUAUUUAGUCUGUCGUCGUGAUCCAGUGCUUUUAAUUUGACGAUAGCAUUAAAUCCGUAUAUAUAUAUGUAAGUUUAAAUUUGAUAAGUAAGUUGGUAUUUUUUCUUUCGAGAGAGAGCAUUUUGUUGUGUUAUCGUUACUACGAUCCGGGGGAAUUUGAUAUUCUUCCGGAAUUUCGUUAUGUCGAUUGAUUAUUUUUAUUUUCCCUGCCCGUUUCUUGAAAAAUGGGAGAACCCGUCGGAACAACGUGAAUACUUUACUGAACAAUAUUUCAAAUCGGUUUUGUUUUCUCGUUGCUGCGAUUCGUUGAGAAAUAAUCGCAGAGAACUGGACAUUCUCACUGAAUACUAAUUAUAUUAGCAUAUUUUAGACGUGCUUUAAUUUACGAAAUAUUCUAUCACGGUUUGAAUUAUUUAUACCUUUUAGAAUUCUUCGAGGUUUUUUAAGUGUAUAAUAAGUUCAAGUAUGUACAAUUUGUUUAGCUUCGUGUAAAUGCUUCGAACAUUUUGAUUCGAGGUUUUUCAUGAGUUAUUCUUAUACAGUACUAAUAAUAUAUACAUAAUAUAAUGUAUCGCAAAUCCGUGGUCAUAUUUUUUUUUUUUUUACUGAUCCGUUUUAAGUUUAAAUCUAUGGUAUAAAUCGUUGUAAACACGUAGGUAAAAAUUGAGUUGUAUACUAUUUCGUAGUUACACGUUAAUAAAAUUUGAUUUAAAUCUGUUCAAAAAAUGUUCUAUUCAACCCCGUUCGGGAUUACCUAAGUACAUGUAAUAAUAUGCUGUGUUCGCAGUAAAAUUAUGGCAAACCCUGUUGAUUUUUGACAAUCGUUGCGACAACCGUUUUAUCGGCUCGGCAAACUGGCAUAGUUAUUAAUAAAUAAUUUGCAUACAAUUGUUCGCUAUGUGGUUUAUAAAUCUACAGUUUUUUUUUUUACCGGCCCAUCAUUAAAGUAUUAAUAAUUGCGAACAUAAAUUAUUUCUAUGUAUCCGCUAGACCUGCUAGGUUCCCAACCUUUUUAUGUCAGCGCACCACUUAUACGUUUUGAAUUUUUCACGUAGACUACUUGACCUAAUUUUUAUUUUGUCUAUUUCUUCGUUUUGUUUUUACUUAACAGAAAAUAAUAUUUACCCACACGUUAUUUUACAUGUAUGGAACCUUUUAUGUUUUAAAAACUAUACAUUAUUUUAAAAAUUUAAUGCACACAAUUAAAAUGGAAUAUUUAUAUAGUUAUUAUUUUUAUUGUUAUUUAUAGAUUAAUAAACUACAUGAUAACUUUUGACUUUUUUUUUACACAGCAAAACAAUUUUUUUAUGUACCACCAACGAGCUUUCCGCUUUCCACAGUUUGAGAACCGCUGUGCUAGAGAGUAUAAUAUCUAAAAACAGAGCGGACAACUUAACUGUUCUUAUCAGCGGUUAAUUGGCCUCGUCAUUUUGCGAUUACACAGUUUAAUAAUAUACGAGUCAAUGCCAUAUCUGCAAUGAGUGAUUCAAAUGGUUCAAUCCUCCUUCCACUCCCCUCGAUAUUUGUUUAAAAAAAAUUAUUUAUCAUUUUCAUGCUAAAUGCUAAUAUAUUACCAUGUUUGUAACGAACAUAAUAGACGAUUCAAUUUACUUCCCCCGAAAAUCUAGUCUAACUAUGGCCCAGAUAUAGAAAUGGCGACUAUAGUAGGGCCAGCGGCCGUUUUUCGUUAGGGCUACUAUAAUGAUUUUUUUCAGUUUAAAAAACCUAAAAUGUAUUCCCAAACUGCGAUGAAUAGUGCUGUAUUGUAAAAAAUUUGCUGGCCAGCAAUUAAUAAUACUCUUAAAAGUUGAAACUCCUGAAAAAAGAAAAAAUGGGCAAUAGACUAUAGCGAUACAUACAUGGCAUUUACACGGUAGAGCAGUGAUUCUCAACCUUUACUGAGUCAUGUCACAUUUAUUCACAAUAAUCCAUUACUUAUUCGCUCUACCAAUGCAUAAUCCAUUGAUAUAAUAAGAAAUUGUAUUAGUGGAUACAUGACGGCGACGUCAAUAUACGAUUUUAUUCUAAAAAUUAAAAAGUUCUCUUAUUUUUUUUUUCUUUUCCCCGAUGAUUUCGUGUCACUUCUACACUGGGUUCAUGUCACCCAAGUGAAACAUGUCACCCCGAUUGAGAACCAUUACGGUAAAGCAUUAGAAAAUUCGCCAAUAAAUAACGUUUGCCUAUAGUUGAUCUGCAAUACACUCUCUGAUUAUAUACUGGCUUUCUAGGUACUGUACUGCAGUGCUUGAUGAUUAUUGCAGACUAUAGAUAUUUGUGUGACGAAAAUAUCUUUGCUGUUUUUUCAUUUAGUAACGGAACAUAAAAAUAACGAUUGUGUAUUAUUAGUAUACAGGGUAUUCCACGAAGAUAUAUCCAAUGCAAUAUCUCCUGAGAUAAUAAAAAGACUGAUAUACUUCGCACGUGAGUGCAGCCAUUGUUGUAGGUGGGAAGUUAGGAAGGUAGGAUACAGAAAGGAAUUUAAUGUAUAUCUGUAAGCAACGGUAAAUCAUUGCUAACAAAACACCGAUUCUGAGCGGAAUUCAGUUAAUAUAGUGGUGCUUUGUCAUAUGGUAAAAUAAUGAAUUGUACCAAUUUUUCCAAGUUUUUCACGGUUUUCCGUUUGCUGGGAAAACUCAUGGGAAAAUCGAAAUAUGUCCUCCUUAAAGUACUUCUUCAGUUAGAUUUCCUUUCAAAAAAAGUGCUAUCUUGAUAAUUCAGAGUAAAAUCGCUGAUAAAAAGUUGUUCACAGGAUAAAAAAUGCCAAAAUAUUUUUCAACUAAUACCUAAAUUUCGUAAAUUUUCCCGCUUUUUCUCCGUUUAUUUCUGGUUUUUUUCAUUUGUUGAGAAAACUCCUGAAAAAUCAAAAAAUUACAUCCUUAAAGUACCACCUCAAGAAAAUUUCCUUUCAGAAAAGGGUCUACAUCGUAUACAUUGGAGUAAGCUUUCUGGUGGAAAAAGUGUUCACAUAAAAAAAAGUGAAUGUCUUUGUAAAACCAAUACAUUCUUCGUCGCUAUACAAUUAGAAUCUAAAAUAAUCAAAAUUUUUUUUUAAAAAAAAAACAAUACUCGUAAAGAUAAGGAGUACAUAUAUUUAUAUUUGAUUUCAAGUUUCAUGUUAAAAAAAUUAAAAAAAUUACUUUUUAUUUCAUUAUUUUCGAAAUUGUUUAAGAUAUUUUAAGUUAUUUUGUACCGUUUAUUCUGCUGAAAAUUUUGAUGUUUUAACUGUUUAUUUUCUUUAAAUUCUUGAUUUUUAAUAAUCUUAAAAUGUAGAGAAAAAAGUGUAUUGUUAAUUAGCCACCAUAGUAAUAAUAAUAAUCAAUAGUGAAUACGAUUAAAACCUGCUGAAUAAUUAUAGGUACUUUUCUUUGAACUUUAAAAAUGUAUACAUUUACAUUGACAUCCUGUAUUAUAAUUUUAAUUCAGCACAAUUUAGUCUUUGACCCAGCAUUAUAAAUAUCACAAAUAUUUUCUUUGCUCUUCUUUUGAUCCGUUUAAACUUUCAGUCGAAUUUCAUCAUCGUAUUAUAUGCCUUACGACUCUGUAACCGUUUUAAUCGCUACCUACUGUAAAUUUCAACUUCGCUGUAGGUCUUGUUGUAAUUCAUCAAUUUCUGCAUUCUUCUCACUGGCCUUUAUUCGGCUACUUAUUCUCUCCUUUCGGUUGAAUUUACGAAACUUUAUUACCUAUGUUUUUCAGCCGUGUAUAUUUUAUAUAUAUAUACGUAUAUUCUGGACGCCGUCGUUCAUAACCGCACACUUUCUAUAUGUCAUUUCAGUACAAUUUUCUAUUGUUUAGUAGGUAUUCUUAAAGGGUCGACCGUUCAGAACCGUAAACUUUUGAUUUACUCAAUAAAAUUCGGCGGUCGUACGAAUAAUAACGCAUACGUUCAUCUAUAAUCAGAUUAUUAUUAGAAUAUUAGAACCACACUCCAGUUAAUCGAAUUCGCAAAUUCGUAAAAAUAAAACCUUCGAGAUUAUUCGCAGAUGUCUACACUACAAGUUUCUCCAGAUAAGUUAUGUUAUCAAAUUUAUACGAAAUAUUUCUACUGUCAAUUGCGAAAUGUUCGUAACAACUCGGGAAUUGCCAAGUAUAUUAAUUACAAGUAUCCGAAGUACACAACUGGUUCGUGUUUAUCAAUAGCUUUAUGAAAUACCUAUUUUCAUAAUAAGAUAAUCACUAUUACCACUCCGACCAUUUUUUUAGUGAACUUGAAUUUUUUUAUAUUCGGAUCGUAGCGAGGGAUCUAUUAGCUUUACAAUGAUGUGUGUUUCUUUUAUGUCUGUGAACAACUUUUCUAUCAGAAAAUUUGCUUCGAACUAUAGACUAUAGAAUCUUUUCUGAAAGGUUAUUUUCUCUAGUUUGUGCAUUGAACAGAUUAUUUGAUUUCUUUAGAGAUUUUUGAAAUAAUUGGAAAAACCGAAAGAAAAUUAUAAAUAUUAUCCUAACAGAGCAAGUUGUUUUUUGAUAUUUAAAGUAUUUUUCAUAAUAAUUUAGAAAAACAAAAAAGACAAAAUAUUAUAUAUUAUAUAUUGUACUUAAACUAAUACACACAAUUAUAAUAUCUUAAGUAUUAACAUAUUAAAUAUAAUUAUAUAGUAAACAAUUAUAAUAUUAUUUUGAGUUCUGGAAUUUAUUUAUCCUUCGCAACCAAAAAUAGUAUGCAAUUCGGUAAUGAACCAGUGACAGGUUAACAUUAGAUUAAAACGUGUGCGGAAUUGAACGACUUUUUCUGAAAGUGUGCUGUUAUGAUCAGACACUCAGCCAGGGGGGCUAUGAGGUACUGACCCUCCUCCUCCUCGAAAUUUAAGCUUCUCACCAAACAUUCGUAUUGGAACUAUUAGUAGUUGGUGAUCCCCCAACCCCCAAAAAAAAAUUUUGCCUGGCUACGUGCCUGGUCAUGAUAACCGCCGUUUUGUUUCGAUUUCCGAAACGUGUUUCCAACAUAUUAUGUUUUCUGUUAUUGUCUUUAAUGUUUGCGCCCACUAACAGGUAGGUAUUAAUAGCACUACAAAAACAAUAGACCCGAUUAUAAAACUUUUUUUUUUACAUUGUAUAUUUAAACCUACUGUUUAAACGUUUAUGUAAUAAAAAAUAAUUUUAAUAGGUCGACGGUGUUUAUGUAACCAACUAGAUAGGUACCUACCAAUUUUAUUGGUUUUGUUUUACACAUAAUAUAGAACAAUAUUCAUUUCUAAUCAUCACCUGUACACAUUUAAAUUUUAAAAAUGCAACAUUUUUUUUUGUCCGUUUUUAAUUUAUAUGACCUAAUACUACGCAAUAAUUUAUGUAACAUAAAAUCAUUAUUUUUUUUACUCGAACGACUUAUAAUGUGAUAUAUUGAAAAUAUAAAGUCUAUAUACAAAUGUAUAUAUUAUCUUGAUAAAUUAUACAUUAUUAUAAUAUUUUAGCAUUAGUAUGGUGUUUUUAUUUAUUUUUUUUUUUAAUAGAGGAAAUCGGAGUUUAUUAAACAACAACAAUUUAAAUGUAUAAUUUUAAAUCAUUUUUAUCUUGUUAACCCUGAAAUUUUAUAGGUAGGAUGUUAAUGGCGAUGAAUACUUAUUUUUCUCCGUAGGUACCUAAUAUAUAAUUACAUAACAAAUCGAAGAUGAGCAAAUAAUCGUAGGUACGGCCUAGUGAAGAAUAAUUAAAUAAACUUACGCGAUUUUUAAAUUACACUCUGUUAAUGAAAAAAAAUAGGCUGAAAAACCCUGAGUGGAAAAAAAACAAUAAUUACGUAGGUACUUAUGUUUAUAAUUUUGUUUAGAAAAAAAAAACUAGGGAGUUUUCACAUGUAAUUUAUCUAACUAUUAAACAUUUGAGUCACAUAUUUUAAAGUUAAAAAAAGACGUCCUAGGAUAAUUUAGAUGGGUGCACAUACUGUUAUAGGUAAUUUAAUGUAUACUAGUAAGCAACGAUAAACCAUUGCUAACGAAAAAACGAUUCUGAGCGCAGUUCAGUUAAUAUUGAUGCUUUGUAUGUAUAUAUAUAUGUAAUAUUAUGGUAAAAUAAUUAAUUAGGUAUUGUAUAUUUUUUUUAAUAAUAUUUGUUUAAUAUUGUACCUAUUUUCCCAUUUUUUCCCCCGGUUUUUUACAUCAGCUGGGAAAACUUUUGGUAAAAUCGAAAAAUGAACACCCUAAAGUACUUCCCUAGUCAGAUUUAAUUUCAAAAAGAGUGCUAUCAUUGUAAAUCGGAUCAAAUUUGAUAGUGAAAAAGUUCACAGGAAAAAGAAGGCCGAAAUAUUUGUUUACAAAUACCUACAUUUCGUACAAUUUCCGUUUUUCUCGACGUUUUAUCCCGGUUUUUCCCAGGUAAUAUGAAAACUACUUGAAUAAUCAAAAAACCUCCUUACCAUGGAAAUAAAAUUUCCUUUCAGAAAAUAAGCUACACUUGAUGCAUCGGAGCAAGAUUUCUUGUAGAAAAGUUUGCACAACAAAUUAAGAGGAAUUUUGCGAGAUUAAAAUAGUCUGAGGGAGCGAUGGCUUGGUUCUUUAGGUACACUCAAAAUGCAUUUGUUUUUUCCUUGUUUAGGUAAAAGGAAAAAACUGCGAAACAUUUUGUUUGAAACCCGAAACCCCUAGGUUCAUAAUAGGCAUGUUUAAACAUUAGAUCAUGACAAAUAUUUUAUAGAGAUACAAUAUAGAGUUAUUUAACAUAACAUAAUAUAUGUAUAAUAUCAGAACUUGGUGAUAUAUAUUGAAAAUAUUGAUUGUCUUGAAUAAAACUAUAUGUUAUGUAUUGUUUUAGGGGACAAAAGUAUGGAUACCUUGUGAUUCAGAAGUCUGGCAAACGGCUGAGAUAGUGGAAGCAUAUAAUGGUAAUAAAUUGACGGUGAGAAAAAUAAAAUCCAGAGAUGAACUACUCAUCAAGAUUUCUUCUGAUGAAGAAUUGCCACCUCUCCAGAAUCCUGAUAUACUUCUUGGAGAAAAUGAUCUUACUUCUUUAUCAUACCUACAUGAACCUGCAAUUCUUUACAAUCUGUAUUGUAGAUUUGUUCAGAGUCAUGCAAUUUACACUUAUUGUGGUAAUAAUUUAUUGCUAAAACAAAUUUAACUUUUAUUUUCAUUUAUUAUUUUUAUAUUAUGCUCUAGGAAUUGUAUUAGUGGCUAUCAACCCAUAUAAAGAUCUUGAUAUUUAUGGUACUGACACAAUGAUGGCGUACAGAGGUCAGACUAUGGGAAGCUUAGAUCCACAUGUGUUUGCUGUAGCUGAACAAGCAUUUAAUAAAAUGGAAAUGUGAGAUAAAAUUAAAUAAACAAUUUUAAAUUGCUAGUGUAGUUAUCAAAUUGGAUAUGUUUCAGUGAGAAUAACAAUCAAAGUAUCAUAGUUUCGGGUGAAUCAGGUGCUGGAAAAACAGUUUCUGCUAAAUACGCAAUGAGGUAUUUUGCUACAAUCAGUGGUUCUGAAACUGAAACUCAAGUCGAGAAGAAAGUUCUUGCUUCCAGUCCUAUCAUGGAGGUAUUUUUUUAUUAAAAUAUCAUUAGAACUUUAAAACUGUGUGGGCAUAAUGAAUAUACUAUACUUAAUAGGCAAUUGGGAAUGCCAAAACAACUAGGAAUGAUAAUUCUUCACGUUUUGGAAAAUAUAUUGAACUUCAUUUUAAUGAUCACAAUCAUAUAAUAGGAGCAAGUAUGAGGACAUAUCUCCUUGAAAAAUCUCGUGUUGUGCAUCAAGCAAUUUACGAACGAAAUUAUCAUAUAUUUUAUCAAUUAUGUUCUUCGCGUGAAACAUUGCCUCAUUUACAAUUAGGUAAAUAUAAUGAAAUGUAAAUAUAAUAUAAUGCUAAUUGGUGAAUGAUAAUUUUUAGGUGAUUCUGAAGAAUAUAUUUAUUUAUCUUCACAGCCUAGUAGUGAAAAUGAUCGUGACAGUUUUGUCGAAACGGUCAAUGCACUUAAUAUAUUAGGAUUUUCUCAAGAAGAUCAAGAUCUCAUAUGGAAAGUAUUAGCGAGUAUUUUACAUCUGGGUAAUAUUGAAAUUACUGACAAAACUCAAAAAAAUGCUGGUGAUAGUGAUUCAUGUUAUAUAUCGGUUUGUUUUUAUUAUUAUAAAUACUAUUUAUAAACCAUUUAAAAAAUAAUUGUUUCAAUUCUUUUUUUUAUAUUAGCUUGAAGAUCCAAGUUUACAAGUAGUGUCAGAUUUACUAGAUCUUAAUAAAUGUGAUCUUCAUAAGUGGCUAUGUUAUCGUAGAAUUGUCAGCUUGAAGGAAACUUAUGAAAAACCAAUGUCUGCUGAUGAAGUAUGUAAAUGUCUUAAAUUAUUUUAUUAAUGUGUAAUUUUUCUUUUUUUAUUUUCUAGGCUAGCGGAGCUCGUGAUGCUUUAGCUAAACAUAUGUAUGCAUCAUUAUUUCAAUGGCUGAUAUCAAUAAUGAAUAGGACCAUGUGUGAAUCAACACCAUCGGUUUGUUUAAGAAAAAAAAAAUACUGGAUAUUUUUUUAAAUUCUAAUUAUUACAUUAUUAUUGGUAUUUUAGUUGAAUUGUCCAAUAAUUGGUGUUUUGGAUAUAUAUGGUUUUGAAAUGUUUGAGUUAAACAGUUUUGAACAAUUUUGUAUUAACUAUGCAAAUGAAAAACUUCAACAACAGUUCAAUUUAGUGUGUUUCAUUAAUUAAAUAUUUUUUAAUAUUUCUGAUAAAAAAAAAAAAAAACUUAUUGAAUUUAUGCAUUAUAGCAUGUAUUUAAAUUGGAACAAGAAGAAUACGGAAAAGAAGGAAUUGAAUGGAAGUUCAUUGAUUUUUAUGAUAACCAACCUUGCAUUGAUCUUAUAGAAUCUAAAUUGGGAAUACUUGAUCUUCUUGAUGAAGAAUGUCGAGUAUGUUAUUUAAGUAACUUAUCUAUUGUUAAGAAAUCAAUAUUGUAAUUCAAAAUAUGUAUCAACUUUUAGAUGCCCCAAGGCUCAGAUGCAUCAUGGACCCAAAAACUAUACACAAAGUGUACUAAAUGGGAUAGAUUUUCAAAACCUAAAUUUGGUAACUAUAUUAUAUAGAUAAACAUAUUUUUUUGAACUUCCAGCUAUUUAUUAAAUGUAUUACAUUUAUUUUAAAGCUGGAAGUGCUUUCACAAUCAAACAUUUUGCGGGAGAUGUUGAAUAUUAUUCGGAGGGAUUUUUGGAUAAAAAUAAAGAUACAGUUAUUGAAGAUCAAGUACAUAUUUAUAAGUUAAUAUUGUAUUCAAACAUUAAUUUAAUUUUUUUAUUUAGGUUAAUGUAUUAAGAAACGGUAAAAAUAGUAUGUUACGUACGAUAUUUAUGGUCGAAAGUUCAACUGAUCGUAAACUCAGUAUCCCAGAUCGUAAAGCGAACACUCUCACAACUCCAAAAUCAGCUACUAUUGGAGCAACUCCAAAAUCACGAAUGUUAACACCAAUGAGGCCAAUUUGUGCAACCAUUGGAUCACCUUCACAUUCUAAACAAAAUAAGAAAACUGUAGGUUAUAAUAAUUUUCAUUUUUAGAUAAACUUUAUAAAAAAAUAUUUUCAGGUGGGUUCUCAAUUUAGAGAUUCACUUAAUGCUCUUAUGACUACACUUAAUGAUACUACUCCACAUUAUAUAAGAUGUGUUAAACCAAAUGAUGAUAAGAUGCCAUUUGUUUUCGAUCAUCAACGAGCUGUUGAUCAAUUACGUGCAUGUGGUGUGUUGGAAACAAUACGUAUUAGUGCCGCUGGUUUUCCUUCUAGGUAAAAUUUUACCUUCAUACAUUUAUUUAAGUUAAUAAAAUAAUUAUACAUAUUUUAGAUGGACCUAUGUGGAUUUCUUCUUGCGAUAUCGUGUAUUGCUUAAAUCGAAAAAAAUUAGUAGAGAAGAUCCUAAAUUAACUUGUCAACGAAUUGUUGAAGAACAUAUACAAGUAUAUUUAAAUUUGUAUAAUACAAAUUGUAAUUACAGUAUUAAAAACUAAUUAGCUUAACAUUUUUCAGACUGAAGAUAAUUACAAGUAUGGAAAUACAAAAAUAUUUUUCAGAGCUGGCCAAGUCGCAUAUUUAGAAAGAAAACGUGCUGAUAGACGUAGAGACUGUAGUAUAUGCAUUCAAAAAACUUGGCGAAAAUAUAUAUGCCAAAAAAAAUACAUGCAAAUUCGACGUAGUGCAUUAUUAAUUCAAAGCUACGGAAGAGGUUAUUUAGCUAGAUGGUAAUAAAGUAAUUGUUUUUUUCCUUUAUCUGUAGUAAAUAUUUAAAUUAAAUUGUUUAGUUUGGCAACACACUUGCGAAGAUCUAAAGCUGCUAUUAAAAUUCAGAAAGUUAUAAGAGGGUGGUUAUGCCGUAAGAAGUAUUUACGUGUACAAGUAGCUACACUUGUCUUACAAAAGUAUUAUCGUGGCUAUGUAGCUAGACAAUUUACUCAAGAGUUGAGGCGAAAUAAUGCUGUAAGUAAUUUUAAUAUUAGGAAAUACAGUAGUCGGCAACAUAUUACUGGGCUUGUGGGUAAUAUUACUUAUAUUCAUAACAUUAAAAACUAAAAUAAAUAUUUACUAAUAUAAUAGAAAACGGACACGGGUUAUCAUUUGCUGACCACUGAAAUAAUGGUUACACCUUGUACUUUUUUAAUAAUAUAUUGUAUUUUAGGCUGUACGUAUUCAAUCAAUAGUUCGAAUGUGGUUAUGUUAUCGUCAUUAUCAUGAUACAUUAGAUAAAAUUAUUAAAGUCCAGUGUUGUAUAAGAAGAUGGUUUGCAAGAAGAUGCUUGAAAGCAUUAAAGAAAGAAGCUCGUUCAGUUGCUCAUGUAACCAAGUUGAAUAAAGGUUUAGAAAAUAAAAUUUACACAAUGCAACAGAAAAUAACUGACUUAGUAAGGUUUUUUUUUUUUCAAUGGCUAAAUAAUGUAUUAAUUAUUAAAAAGUCUUAUACAAUUUAUAUUAUUUACCACAGUUGUUUUAGAACUUCUGAUUAAUUCUUAAAUAAUACAAUUAAAACAUAAUAUAUACAAUUAUAUCUUUUAGAAUAACCAAUUAUCAUCAGCAAAAUCAUUAGAAAUUGAGUUACAAGAAACAAAACAAAAGUUAAUGGAACAAAAACAAAUUACAUCAGAACUAAAUAUUGUAAAAAAGAAUUCACACCAAAUGCAAAUUCAAUAUAGUACAUUACAAGCAGAAUAUGAAUCUGAGAAGAAAACUUUUUCACAGAAGCUUGAAUCCUAUGAUGAUAAAUAUUCCAAAGCUGAACAGGAACUUUUUAAAGCGCAACAAAAAAUUGAAGAAUUAGAAUCUAAUUUAGUUGUCUUAAAACAAGACAACCAACAAAAAUUAAAAGAAAUUGAAGGUAUGUUAAUUAAAAAUAUUUUUUACAUGAAAGUUAUGGUCUUGUAAAUUAGACUUCUCGGGGACAAAUAUGUAAGAGUUUAUAAUAGAAGAUGAAUUUCCAGUAAUAAUUCAAAAUAAAUUUAUUUUGAUAACUAAUAUGAUGAAAAUGUAAAUAUUUUAAGUUGCUAGAAUAAUAGCUUAAGUGGUUUUCAAUUUUUUUUCAUGAAGAUACCUAAUUUUAAAUCAUAUAAAUAAGUAGUGGUAACAACUAUCUAGUAGAUUUAUAAAAAAAAAAAAAAAACAACAUAAACCUAUGUAAAUUAUUAUAUUUACAUGUUGCCAUUUUACUAAAAAAAUAAAAUUAUGAUACUAUGAGACAUACUAGUUGAGAACUACACUGCUAGAGAAUAAUAAUAUAAUAUUAUUUGUAGACAGUUGAGAUUUUUGUAAUUUGACUUUAUAAUUUUACCUAUUUUUUUAACAUAUCAUUAGUUUAAUUUUAAAAUAAUGUGUAAAGUUAUUACAUGUUUGUUUUAGAGAGUUGGAGUAGUAAAUUUAACAGUGAAAUGAUAAAAACUCAUGAUGAAGUUGAAAUAGAAAAGAGUAAAUAUCAAAAAUUAUUAUCAGAAAAACGUUUAAUUGAAGAAAAACUUGAAAUAUUUGAACAACAGUCAAUUAUGAAUGGAUCAGGAGAUGGUCUUAAACGCAAUGAAUCAGAUUCAAGCCUACAAUCCUAUAAACAGAAUGGAUAUGCACCAAAUGGUGAUGUACAAACUGUAAGUUGUUAUUGAAAUUUGUAGCAACAAAAAAUGUUAACUUCUUUUUAAUUUGCUUUGGUUUUAAUAAUGUGAUAUUCACGUAUUUUUAAAGUAUUAUAAAUCUCAGAAAUAUAAAAACAUUUUAUUAAUUUUUUUUUAGCAGGUUGGCUAAAUUAGUUGCACUAUGAUCAUUACAUGAAAUAUAUUUGUUAUGAUGAGUUAUUUACUUCAUAGUAUAGUUAAAAUUUCUAAAUUAAGUUAGUUACAAAAAUUGUUAUAUUUAGAGAUGUGACGAACUGAAAAUAUAAUUUGAUACCGAUUUUGCGUGGUCACCAGUUUGAUGUUCUGUGGUGAAACAUAGUGGCCUUGUUAAAAAAGAAAAAUUCUAUUUUCAACAUUAGUGGAUCUCGUAAUUUUAAAUUACACAACCAAGAAGUUUGAGAACCUAGGUUUUUGACCUAACCCAAUCUUUACUUUUUUUAAUAUUCGAGUUCAGAUAAAAAUGUGUAGGUUUGGUUCAAUUGGGGUUUGUUAAUUUAAGGAAAGUUCGGUUAAGUUUGGUCUUUAAAAUCAAGGUUUGUAACAUUUCUUGUUAAAUUUAUUACAAAUAUUAGUGGUAUUUUUUUAUGGUUUAUUUGUAUACUUUUAAUUGGUAACAUUUAUUUUGAAUAAAAAGAACAUUGGUAGUUGUAGAUGAUAAUUUAUUUUAGAACAAUUUUUUUAUAUUUCUUAAAUAAUAUUAGUAAUAGUAGAUGUAUACAUUUUACUGUAAGAAUUAUACAUGAUAUGAUUUGUUUAUGUUUAUUAACAUAUUAUCAGUGUUGUUAUUAUUAUUAUUAUUAUCGUAUGGUAUUCUUAACAAGCAUUACUACUCAAUAAAAUUAUAAAUAAAUAAACUUAAGUAGAAUAUAUAGAGGUUAAAAUAAAUAACAAUAAUAAAGAUAUUAUGUAAUUAGUCUAGUUUAUGGUAACUUCUGUGUUGUGGAAUGACCUUUUAUAGGAGAACAUCGAGUGAUCUCAACCAGGCCAGAGCCGUUUCCGAAACGCCGUGGAUAUCGUUAAUUGUGCUAUUGAAAGCUCGAAUAGGGCAGUGUCCUAUGAUAUGCUCCAUUGUUUCAGACGGGUGACCGCAAUCACACACAGGAGAAUCCUUCAUACCCCAUUUGAAUAGCAUUUCUCCACAUCUUCCGUGUCCUCGUCAUUUUAAUGAGAAGCCAGGUAUUUGGAAGCAUGGGUCCUUGAUUAGGUGAUGGUUAUCAGGGUUUGAUAGGCUCCAAUUUGUUCUCCAGUCGUUCUCUCCAUUGAAUUGGUUUCCAAUGAGGUUUUUUUGCUGUUAGACAGACAGGCUUUCUCGACUUUAGUCUCAAAGUGCAGUUCAUAGGUAUAUCCUUAUGUAUUGGGAGUGUAUCAUUCUGUGUAUAUUUGGUCCACUCUCUUGCGGUAGCUAUCAAACGUCGGGUGUGGGGUGAGUAUAUGUUACAUAACACUGGGAGCCACUGAGUGGGGGUAGUCUUUACUACUCCAGUGAUAAUGCGCAUGGUAGAAUUAAGCUGUAUGUCAAUUUUAGAACAGUGUGCACUAUUUAGCCAUACAGGGGCAGCGUAUUCUGCAGCUGAGUAGACUAAAGCUAAUGCGGAUGUUCUAAGGGUGUCAGUUGAGGUUCCCCAAGUUUAGCCAGCGAGCUUCUGGAUGAUGUUGUUCCUUGUUCUUAUUUUUGCAGCGGUAUUUUGUAGGUGAUUUUUGUACGUCAGUGUCCUGUCGAGAGUUACUCCGAGAUACUUAGGGGUAGGGUUAUAUGGUAGUAUUUGNCACUCUCUUGCGGUAGCUAUCAAACGUCGGGUGUGGGGUGGGUAUAUGUUACAUAACACUGGGAGCCACUGAGUGGGGGUAGUCUACUACACCAGUGAUAAUGUGCAUGGUAAAAUUAAGCUGUACGUCAAUUUUAGAACAGUGUGCAUUAUUUAGCCAUACAGGGGCAGCGUAUUCUGCAGCUGAGUAGAUUAAAGCUAAUGCGAAUGUUCUAAGGGUAUCAGUUAAGGUUCCCCAAGUUGAGCCAGCGAGCUUCUGGAUGAUGUUGUUCCUUGUCUUAUUUUUGCAGCGGUAUUUUGUAGGUGAUUUUUGUAUGUCAGUGUCCUGUCGAGAGUUACUCCGAGAUACUUAGGGGUAGGGUUAUAUGGUAGUAUUUGGUUUCCGAAUGUAAUAGUUGGUUGAUAUUUNGAUGUAUAGAUUGAAAAGAGUCGGUGCCAGUACUGAGCCCUGGGGAAGUCCAUUAUUUAGUUGUUUUGUCUGGACGCUCCUAUAUGUACUGUAAAACUACGAUUCGUUAACAUCUCAUUUAAUAGUUUGUAAAAAGUCAGACGUUUGAUAGUUUUAAGAAAUUUGAACAGUAGACCUUCUCUCCAUACAGUGUUGUAAAUUUAGGCUAUAGAAAGAUUAACUAGUAAAUUUAUUUAACAUCCAAAUAAGUUAGUCAAUAUCUGUAAUAAACAUAUUAUAAUUAUGACCAAUCUUGAUAAAUUAACUAGUUAAUUUUCCAAUUGUUAUACUGAAAAUGUUAUCUGUUAUACAUUUUUAAUAAUAUAUGAAUAUCAACAUUGGCAAUAACACAUUUUAUGGUAUUUAAUUAUUAGAUUACAUUAUGAUGAAUCAACAGCUGUUGCUAUUUAGACAAAUUGUAUUGUUAAUAGUCUAAUUGCCAAGAAAUAAACAAUGUUAUUUAGAGUUAAUAUUGUUAUGCAUUCAUAGGUUAUGCUUAACAGAGUUACUAAAAGAAAUAUGCUAAUUUUUGUAUACAAUAUAUUAUAGAUAUAAAAUAUAUUAUAUUUUUCAGAACAAUAUUGGAAAUGAUGAUUUCUUAAGACUUCAAAAAUCUUUGAAAACCAUUCAAAUGGAAAGAGAUAUGUUAUUAAAAAAAAUAGAAAAUGACAAAUUGGUUAGAGACAAUUCUAGUGAUAAUGACGUAAGUUACUAAGCAACAUAAUUUUAAUUGAUAAUGAUAUAAAAGUAUAAAAUAAAUAACUGUUACAUCUGUUUUAUGAUUUUAGAUUUCUAGAUUAAAAGAACAAAAUAUAUUGUUACGUCAAAACAUAAAUUCACUUCGAGAAGCAACAGUAUCAUCAAGCAACAAUAAUUUCAUCGUCGCUGAUGAUUUGACUCGUAAAUAUCGAAAAGUUCUCAAAUUUAUAAUCAGAUUAGUUGAAUUUUAUUUAUUUUCCCAUUGACUGUUGAAGAAUUCCUUCAUAUUUAAUUUUUUAUUUAUUUUUAUUAUUUAUUUGAAUUUUAUUAUAUUUUUAUUAUGAUUUAAAUUUGUAGUUAAACUAGAUGUUCCUGUCAAUUAGAUAAUUUUACCAAUAAAUGCAUAUCUAAUGAAUGAAGAACUUGUGUCUUUUCCGUAACCCUGCUUAAUUAACUUUAGGAUUGAACUUUAAUGUUAUUCUGUUAAAAGAUAAAUAAUUAUAUUUACUUAGGACAAUUAGAAACAUUGCAAGAUGAAUUAUUAAAAAAGAAAGCAGAAUACAAUAAAUUAAAAAAUCGUCUUGACGGUACGGCAGAAUCAUUGCGUAGAAUUGUUGAUUAUGAGAAAACAACUUCAUUGUUAACUGAAGAUAAAGAACUGAAUCAAGCAAUGGAUGCCCAAAAAGCUAUUAAUCGGUAAUUUUUUUUAUUUUCAAAAUACAAUUAAACAAAUGAAAAUGAAAAAACUAAUAAUUUAUUUUUAUUGACAUAUUUCCAUUGAAGGCAUCUUGUUGAGGAGUUCCAAUCAGAAAAAGAUAAGUGGAAAGAAGAGAAAGAAAAAAUGUCCAUUCAGCUUUUAAAAUUACUAGAGGAGAAUGAAAAACAACAAGAACUUUUAGCUAUCGAAUUUGAUAAAAAUCCUCAAUGUGAUGCCAUUUUGCAAUCAGAUAUGAAUAAACUCAAUUAUGAAAAUCUUGUAAGAAUUAUUUAUAUAUAAAAAUUAAAUUUUAGUUUCCUGUGUUCCUGUGUUUAAAAUUUAUAUUUAUACGUAUUAAAUAUUUUAUUAAUAAUGCUUAAAUUAUAUUUAUUCUUAGAAAUUGAAACAAAAAUAUGAUGAACUUUUACGAAAAUAUGUGACUUUGCGAAAUGAUAUGUUAUUUAAUGGGAAAGAAAACUCCACUAUUAAUUUUGGUAAAUUUAUUUAUAAGAAUUUUAUAAUAAUAAAUUAACUAAUUUGUAUAUUUGGUUAGAUGUAGCAAUUGAUAAUGAAAACUUUGCUAACAGUACAACAAUUGCUACUGAUGAUGGAACAAUUAUUGCCAAAAAAAAGAAUCGUACCGAAUUUCUAGGAAUGUUCCAGUGUACAAUAGAUGAUGAUCCAAUUAUAGCUCGAAAUUUAAUUAUUGGUAAAUAUUCAAUUUAUUAUUCCAAAAAGCAAAUAAAAGUUAUUUGUUUGUAAUUAUAUUUUUUUUUUUUUAGAAUUAAGGCCCGAAACUGCACUAAAAUUAUUACCAGGUUUACCGGCAUAUAUUUUGUUCAUGUGUAUUCGUUACUAUGAUUUUACAAAAGAAGAAAAAAAAGUGAGUUCUUAAUAUAUAAUAAUUUAGUUUUAUAUAAAUAUCGAUAAACUACAAUUAUUUAUUGUUAUAUUUUUUUUUACUUUUGCUGCUUAUUAGAUUGCAUCAUUUUUAACUAAUGUAGUGAAAAAUCUUCAAAAAGUAAUGAAAAAACGACCUCAACAUGACUCUAUGAUUUUGUGGCUAUCGAAUACGAUGAGACUAGUACAUAUACUCAAGCAAUACAGUGGAGAACCGGCUUUUUCAAGCGACAACACAACUAAGCAAAAUUCUCAAGCUUUACAAAAUUUUGAUUUAGCUGAUUAUCGUCAAGUAUUUUGUGAUCAUGCUGUAAUUCUGUAUCAAGUAAUAAUACAUUUUUUUUUUUAUUUGUAAUAAUUUGUAUAGUUAGAAUUGUUAUUUAAUUUGUAUAAUGUUUGAUUGUAUUUAUAAAUUCAACUCUCAAAUUUUUCUUUUAGGAAUUGGUACAAAAAAUGCAAGAGAGCAUAAGAAUAUUAAUAGUUCCAGCUUUAUUGGAGCAUGAUUCACUUGGAAUUGAUGUUGGUAAAAGCAUGAGACGUAGUUUAGGUUCAUUGAAGCUAAAUCAAUCGCCAACUAGUCCAACAACUAAUACAUUGGAAACUGAAUUAAAUACCAUGUACAGUCAACUAAUAGCUCAUGAGAUUGAUCAAGAAGUUAUUAUACAAAUAUUUAAACAAGUAAAAUAAUUGGUUGUUAUAAAUUAGAUGGCCGUGAAUAAUAAUUAAUAACCUUUAUUUUAAGCUGUACUACUUUAUUUGUGCUAAUGCAUUGAACAAUCUAUUACUACGCAAAGAUUUAAGUUAUUGGGCUAAAGGCAUGCAAAUUAGAUUUAAUUUAUCACAUCUAGAGCAGUGGAUAAGAGACAAAAUACCAUAUGUAAGAAUUCUAGUAAAUCUCUACCUAAGUUAAAUAUUUAAUUUGUAUUUAAACUUUUAUAUUUAUGUGAAUACUCAAAUUAUUAUCUAUUAUUAUCUCAAAUGUAGCCACAAGAUGUUGUCAAUACCUUAUUACCAAUUAUACAAGCAUCUCAGUUGUUACAAGCAAGAAAAACUGAUGAUGAUGUCAACAGUAUAUGUGAAAUGUGUGAUAAAAUGAAUGCAAAUCAAGUUAGUAUUAUAAAAUGUUAUGGUUUUCAAAAUAAAAGUUACAUAAUUCAUUUAAAAAAUAGCAAUUACAAUACUUUUGCCUUUUUUGAGUUUAAAUAAAAUUGAAUCUGCCAGGUUUAUAAACUUUACUUUAGUAUUAUAAUUUCUUAAUACACUAAAUGCCUUUUUUAAGUUUAAGAAUUUGUUUAUAAAAUUGUCAAUUUGACAACAUUUAAUAAAAAUAAAUAAUUCUGUAUAGCACUUAAUUUCAUUUGUUAAAAUAUGUAUUUUAAGAUAAUAUAAAUUUGAUUUUAUAGAUUAUUAAACUCCUCACAUCAUUUAAGCCGACUGAUGACUGUGAGGAACGUAUAUCUAUGGAUUUCAUUAAAAAAGUCAAAGAUAAAUUAGAAGAACGUCCAGAAUGUCAAGAUAAGGUAAUUUCUGAGAUUAUUUUAUAUUGUUUUGCUAUGACUAAAACCAACAUUUACAAUUUUUUUUUAAAUGGUGAUAUUAACUAAAACUAUUUUGAGGCUAAUGGAAACCCAAUCAGUACCCAAUCAUAGACUAUACAAAUCCAAUAUCUCUGCUUUUGAUAUUUAAAUACUCCAGUUGUGUAAUAUCAUCUAAGAUUUUAACACUUCACCACGACCAGCGAAGUGCAAAUUCUCUUUGUUUUCUUUUUUUUUAUGUUAAAAAUUUGGUACCUGACCUGUUGUAUCUGAGUGGUUUUUGUUUUACGCAAUACAGUUCCUCUAUUUUUUGUUUAUUUCAUAAUAAAUGAAUAAAUACUUGUAAUAAUAUUUGGAAGUACUUAUAAAUGUAUUUAAAAGAGAAUUUGAGUAUUAUAGAGAAGAUAGUUUUUUAUUUUUUUUCGAAAAUACUGAGAUAAUAGCAUUGAAUUCCUUAAAUGACGGUGUUCACACAUCCUCUUAAAUUAUUUAAUUAAAGUGGUAUAACUAUUAAUAUUUAUUAUUUUUAUUUAUUUUUAGGAGAAAUUAUUAAUGGAUACUAAAUAUGUUUAUCCUAUCACAUUCCCAUUUCACCCAUCGAAUAUUCGACUAGAAGAUAUUGAAGUUCCAGAAGUUCUCAACUUGCAUAUGCUUCAAAAGAUUUAAUUAUAAUUUGCACUUUUGCUUAAAUUGUUAAGAAUUUAUUAAUGUGAUAAUGUAUUUGUAUAUAUUAUAUAUAAAUAAAUAUUGAUGUUUGGAUUUAAAAGGCUGUGAAAAAUCAAAAAAUUAAAUUUUAAACUGUAGGUAAUAUAUUUAAUUGUUAUAGCUUGAACAAAAUAUCUAUUUAUAAUUAUAUAUAUUUUUUUUAUUUAAUUUUUAUUUAAAGUUAUUAUAUAUAAAUAAAACAUAAAAUAUUUCAAUAGGUAUUUAAUUUCCAUUUUAUAUUGUCUUAGUAUACAAUUAUAUUUAAAUUUAUAUAAAGAGUGUUGUAAAGGACUAUUUUACAAAUGAAAUAACUUUUUUUAUUGAAUAUUUUUAGUUUUAUAUUUAAUAUUUAGGAAUUCAAAAUAAAAAAUAUAAAAUGGUAUUUAAAAUUUGAAAAAAACAAACGAGAUGGCCAUUUUGUAAAUUAGAUUUUUAGAAAAAUGUUGGUGUCCAAAACUUUUACUAAAAUUAAGUUACUUAGUUAUUUUUAAAGUAAUGUGACAUUGUUUGUGUGCUUAAAUUUUCUAAAAUUAGCAAGAAAUAAAUUUGAAUUUUAACAAAAUUUAUAAAAUAGCUUUCUAAAAUAUAAAAAUUAUAGCGUAGAGCUCUAGUAAUAAAUAUUAUAUACAAAAAAACUUUAAAAAAUAUUCAAUAAAAAAAGUAAAUAAAUUUAUACAUUUAUUAAACAGUCCUGGUAUACUCUGUAUAUUGUUUUUCUUCUAAAAAUCUGAUUGUUAAAAUGCGCUUAAAAAACUUUUGUUUUUAACACAAUUAACUAUAGAGUAUACUAAUAUUAAUAUAAUAUUUAUAAACAAUGACAAUACUAAAAGAAAUAUGUCACAUUGAUCCAAUGGUGUACAUUUGGAUUUAUGUAUUUAAUGCAAUAUAUUAUAAUUCUCUAGUCUUCCCACCACAUUUUAGAAUGAUUAAUUUGUAUUCUAGAUGAAGAAUGGUAAAUAUUAUAAAGAAGUGCCUUAGUGUGGUAAUCAAUAUUCGCAUACCUAUAAUUACCCAAAAUUAAAAUUAUAUAUUUUUGUUUUAUAAGUUAAAAUUAAAUGUUGUUUCAAUUAUUUUAAUAUUUUUUAAAAUAAUUUAUUCUAAAGUAAAUUACUUUAGUGCCAUAUAUUUUUAAACAAACUAAAACAAUUAUAUUUUAUAGUUUGAUAACAUUGUUAAAUUGUGUAUAAUAUAUCUAUAUAAUAUAUUGUAUUGUUACCUAUUAAAUUAAUUAUAAAUAUUGUAUUGUUAUUUAGGUAAAAUAUUUAAUAAUACUGAAGGAAUCAAAAACACUGGUUAAAAUUUAAAAUUUUCUUAAUCUUAUUUUAAAAUAAUAUUAUUUUGAUUAAAAAUUACAUUCCAUUAUUGUUGAUAUUUAUACUUGGCGUACAAUUUAUUAAUUAUAUCAUAAACACAUUAAUAUGUGCAACUAAUGAUUUUUAAUAUAAAAAUUGAUAAGUUUUUUUAUUUUUAUGUAUGCAUACAUUUUAUUUGUGAUUUUUUUUAAAUUGUAUUCCAUAAUAAGCAACAUAAUUAAUUUAAUUCAUAAAUAUUUUACUCAAAUAAUGAAUUAUUUAUAAUAUUAUGCUAUCGUCCAUUUGGACAAAUUCUAUAUUGAACACAAUUUUAAAUAAUAUAUAUUAUGCAUAUAUUAAUUCAAAAGACAAGAUAAUUGUUAACAUAUUUUUAUGAAAAAAAUAUAAAUUUAAUAAUAUAUAUUAUAGUGUUUUAAUCUGCAUGAACGGAGAAUAUUUUUUUUUUAUACAAUAGGUACUUGGAAAUAAAUAAUAUUAAACAUGUUAAAAUAGUAUUGUGGGAAUUAAAACAUUUCAAAACAGUUUGUAUUAAUCUAAAAAAGUAGGUAAGUACCUAGGUACUUUAAUAGGUUAUAAUGUUACAACUAUAAAAUUAUAACCUAUUAUAAAUAUACAAAUUAUAUUUAAACAAUUAAAUACAGCUUCAUUAUUAGUAAUUAUUAAAACAUAUAUAUACCAUAUAGUUAAUAAUUAUCAAUGUAAAAUAUAAAUACAUUACCUAUUUAAUUUAGUUUGUUUUUUUUUGAUACAUAACAAAUAUAGAAUUUUAAUAUCCUCU
Molecule: messenger RNA, 31704 nt
Organism: Cinara cedri
Lineage: Eukaryota; Metazoa; Arthropoda; Insecta; Hemiptera; Aphididae
Source: the annotation of a GenBank genome assembly